Camellia sinensis is the source of this 2782-nucleotide messenger RNA. Lineage: Eukaryota; Viridiplantae; Streptophyta; Magnoliopsida; Ericales; Theaceae. The record is from RefSeq and is a predicted model, not a curated record.
UUUCAAACCUCUCUCUCUCUCUCUCUCUCUCUAUCUCUCUCUCCUGUGAACUCUCGUUCCGUUUCGAUUCUGCCAGAAACCCAGUCUGUAAUUCAAGAUUACUGAUUUAAAAUUUUCUGGAAAUUUGUGAGGAAAAUACAUGUUCUUUGCUGGAGAAUUUCGAGUCGAUUUGGUUGGAGACUGUAACAGUCAUUUUAUUGAAGUUUUCGUGUUGGGUUUUGAGAGAUUCGAAAAGGGUUUUUGACUUUUUGAAAGAGUAUGUGAAGAUCGGUGAGGAUGAUCAAGAUUCGUUGCUCUUUCAAAGAACCCUCUUUACCGUUUGUCACGUCGUUCUCGCUUGAUUAGGGUUUUUGAGAUUCGAGGAGGCAUUCAUCAGCUGUUGAAGUGUAACAAGAUUCAAAGAUUAUUGACCAGGAGUGAACUUUUUUGACAAUUGGGAUUCCAUUUGAGUGCUUCGAAGCGAGUUUGAGGUUUACUUGUAUGUAGGAGGGAGUUACUGGGCUUAAGCAGCCAGUGACAAGCUUUUGAAGGACAUUGGUUUUGGAGGAGGGCUGCAGAAAAAUAAUUAAUAAAGAAGUAUGGGAGCAAAAGAUCGUCUAAAUGCUACCGACUCUCCUAAAGUGGUGGAGGUUGGAGAGAUAGACACCAGGGCACCAUUUCAAUCUGUCAAGGAUGCUGUCAAUUUAUUUGGUGAAGGCGCUUUUUCAGGGGAAAAACCUGCCAUCAAGAAGGCAAAACCACAUUCUGCAGAGAGGGUAUUAGCAAAAGAAACACAGCUUCACUUGACCCAGAAAGAGUUAAAUAAGCUGAAGGAACAACUAAAGAGUGCUGAAACUACAAAAGCCCAAGCACUCAUAGAGCUUGAAAAGGCUAAAAGGACAGUCGAUGACCUAACCCAGAAGCUCAAAACCGUGACUGAAUCAAAGGAAUCGGUAAUUAAGGCAACACAAGCUGCUCAGGUGAAGCAACUUGGAGAAGCAAAUGGUGCUAGUCCUGCGGUAGCUAAUGGUGUCCGGAAACAGGACUUGGAAAAUAAAAGAGAACAGUACAUGACUGCAAUUACUGAACUUGAUGCUGCAAAACAAUUGCUGAGGCAAAUCCGUCAGGAUUGCGAUGCAACCCUGGAAGCAAAAGCUGCCGCCUUCAAGCAAGCAGAAGAAGCCGAGCAUGCAGCCAAAGCAAAUGCGGAGAAAGUUGGCGAGCUUGCAAAGGAAAUUGCUGCUGUACAGGAAUCGAUUGGGCUGGUGAAUCUUGCAACAAUGCAAGCCCAGCAAGAACAAGCGAAGAUAUUUGCUGAGAAAGAUAUUCAGAAGCAGUCGUAUAAAGCUAUCCUUGAAGAAUCAUCGAAGAAAUUGCUUGCUUUGAAGACACAGUUCGAUCCUGAAGUCACCAAAAAUCUCGAGGCCCAGCUUGCUGAAGCAGCAACGGAGAUUGGAGUGUUGCAAAAAGAGAUGGAAAAUGCAAAGGCUUCGGAUCUUGAUUCUGUCAGAGUUGUCACUUCAGAGCUGGGUGAUGCUAAGGGGUCACUUCAUAAAGUUGCUGAAGAGGAAAGCUCGCUUCGAAGCUUGGUGGAGUCCCUUAAGCUGGAGCUUGAGAAUGUGAAGAGAGAGCAUUCUGAACUAAAGGAGAAGGAAGCAGAAACGGAAUCCAUUGCUGGGAAUCUGCACGUCAAGCUCCGGAAAAGCAAGUCCGAGCUUGAAGCAGCCAUUGCUGAAGAAUCCAAAGUCAGAGGUAAUUUUGAAGAAAUGAUCUCAACCCUCCACCAGUUGUCAUCAGAAAGUGAAAAUGCAAGAUGCGAAGCUGAGGAGAUGAAGAAGAAAGCUGACAAGUUGAACAAUGAAGCAGAAGCCACCAAAACUGCUCUAGAAGAAGCAGAGAAGCAGCUAAAAGUUGCAUUGGAGGAGGCUGAAGAGGCAAAAGCAGCCGAGACAAGGGCUCUUGAUCAGAUUAAAAUCUUGUCCGAGAGAACUAAUGCAGCACGUGCCUCGACUUCUGAGUCUGGUGCCCAGAUCACAAUCUCAAGAGAAGAGUUCGAGGCACUGAGCCGGAAAGUUGAGGAAUCUGACAAAUUGGCUGAAAUGAAAGUGGCUGCUGCAAUAGCGCAGGUAGAAGCUGUGAAAGCAAGUGAAAAUGAGGCAGUCAAGAGGUUGGAGGCGACUCAGAAGGAGAUUGAUGAUAUGAAAGCUGCGACUCGGGAUGCCUUGAAGAGCGCAGAGAUGGCGGAGGCGGCAAAGAAGGCGGUGGAAGGAGAGCUCCGAAGGUGGCGCGAACGAGAGCAAAAGAAGGCGGCGGAAGCGGCAUCUCGGAUUCUUGCAGAGAGGGAGAUGUCAUCAGAAGCGUCCCCCCGCAACUACCGGAUUCAAAAUCAAAAGCAGAAUCCACCAGAGAAAGUCAUGGUUGCCCAAAAGUUGGAAAAACAGAACACUUCUGUAUCCAAAAAGGUGCUUUUACCUAAUCUCAGUGGCAUCUUCCACAGGAAGAAGAAUCAAAUUGAGGGCGGAUCACCGUCUUAUCUUCCUGGUGAGAGGCCCAUGUGAUGCGUGUUUUUGGAGAAAAAAAAAUUCGUGCAAGUGAAUGUUUGAGAGAAGAAUGUUUAUGAUUUGGGCUUGUACAUUUGAGACCAGUGGAAUUAAGUUUCUGUUAUUUUUGCUUGCUUUGGGUAGUAGAUAUAUUGAAAGCAAAUGGUAGGAGUAGGAAGAGUGAGUGAGUUUGUAUGAUCCAGCAACAAAGCUAGAGACAAUUGCUUGGAGAUUUCAGUACAAAUGAUUUAUUUUCUGCUCUC